This is a messenger RNA of Procambarus clarkii (red swamp crayfish), 476 nucleotides long. Lineage: Eukaryota; Metazoa; Arthropoda; Malacostraca; Decapoda; Cambaridae. The record is from RefSeq and is a predicted model, not a curated record.
GUGGCGACGGUGACAGUGACGACGGUGACAGUGACGACGGUGACAGUGACGACGGUGACAGUGACGACGGUGACAGUGAAAAUGGUGACAGUGACGACGAUGACAAUGACGACGGUGACAGUGACGACGGUGACAGUGACGACGGUGAUAGUGACAGUGACGACAGUGACAGUGACGACGGUGACAGUGACGACGGUGACAGUGACGACGGUGACAGUGACGACGGUGACAGUGACGACGGUGACAGUGACGACGGUGACAGUGACGACGGUGACAGUGACGACGGUGACAGUGACGAUGGUGACAGUGACGACGGUGACAGUGACGACGAUAACAGUGACGACGGUGACAGUGACGACGGUGAUUGUGACAGUGACGACAGUGACAGUGACGAUGGUGACAGUGACGACGGUGACAGUGAUGACGGUGACAGUGACGACGUUGUCAGUGACGACGAUAACAGUGACGACGGAUAA